CUCUUCGCUGAUUAAACUCUUUGGCUCGGAAUGAACUCUAUGGGCGAUUCGUGAUCUUGGCUCGUAUGCUAUGCUCGCUGAACUUUUCUUCUACCUCUAGAUAACAUCUCUUCCCGGACUCUCUUGUGUUGGAUCAAAGGGACUUCUGUUCCUGUUGUCUGCUAGAUUGUGUUUGAAAGAAUGCAAUCCAUCAAAUGCGUUGUUGUAGGUGACGGAGCGGUUGGUAAGACAUGUCUUCUCAUCAGCUACACCACAAAUGCUUUUCCUGGCGAAUACAUUCCCACUGUCUUUGACAAUUACUCUGCUAAUGUGAUGGUGGAUGGUAAGCCUGUCAACCUAGGAUUAUGGGAUACUGCUGGACAGGAAGACUACGAUAGGUUACGACCUUUGUCUUACCCCCAAACAGAUGUAUUUUUGAUCUGUUUUUCUGUGGUGAGUCCAGUAUCAUAUGAGAACGUCAGAGCGAAGUGGGCACCAGAAGUGAGACACCACUGUCCAAGCACUCCAAUCAUCCUAGUAGGAACUAAACUAGAUUUGAGAGAUGAUCCAGAUACCAUCAAUAAACUCAAAGAAAGGAACCAAUAUCCAAUCAGAUAUCAGCAGGGAAUACAGAUGCAUAAAGAAAUCAAUGCUGUGAAGUACUUGGAAUGUUCAGCAUUAACUCAGAAAGGACUUAAGAUGGUGUUUGAGGAGGCUAUUAGAGUCUUCCUCUAUCCUCCCAAAGUUCCUAAGAAGCGCAGACAUCAAUGCACAGUUUUAUGAGUUUCUAUAAAUCAGGUAGACUCAGUAUCUAAGUAUGAGGAGGAAGGUAACUUGAAUGUACAUGUAAGUGGAUUCCUCAUACUAAAACUCAUUCAAAUGCUGUAUAGAAAGAUAUGUACUAUGUUAGCUUACUGAGAAGUGCAGAAUUAGGAUAUAGCUCUCUCUCAAAAAAAAGAAGAAGAAAAGAUUUCAACAUUAGACAAGAUAAAAAGAAGUAUGAUAUUUGGGGCACCAAAAAACCAAACAAACAGUAAAAGUGUCGAAAAUCAGAUGUUGUUUAUUUGUUUUAUCUUUGCCCUCCAUCUUGUUUAUUUUUAGUAUUGUAUUAUUAUUUUUGGUGUACACAAAGUUUGAAAAUUCCAAAAGUAAACCAAAAAAGAAAUAAACAAAACUGUUCAGGGAUAUCAAAGUGAUGAACCAUCGAAAGGUAGUAUGACCUAGGUAAUCCUGAACACUGUAUGUAACUCAUACAUUAUUAAUUAAACCUAGACUGCUCCUCAAUAUCAUUGCUUCAAAGUUAUUCUUUUACCAAUACCUGAAAUAAAAAUUAAGUACAAAGUAGGGGCACAUACUGUGUUUACAUAAUUACAGGGAAAUUCUUGGCCAGUUCUAAUGAUGAAAUACAUUUAUUAUAAAAAUUAUAGGCCAGUUCAACCUGUAUCUACAAUACAUACUGUAUAUUUUAUCUGAAUAUAGUUUGAACAUUUUUGUUGUUUCAUUUGUAAAGAAGAAAUAAGACAAUUUUUCAAUGUUUUUAAUCAAAGGAUUUCACUCCAACUCGACUAGUAUAGCAGUAACAACAUUAAUGAUUUGGUUAUUUGGAUGAAAUGAUACAGGUCAUAUGAUUGAGAGGUGUUUUGAGGGGUGAUUCAGUGACAAUUGCUUCACGCUUUUGUCAUGAAAUGUAAAGGGUUAGGUUUGUCAUUAGGCAGAGGACAGGUAUAGUGUUUGAUCCUCGCUACAAGUUACAAAUUUGGUUAAGGCGGACUAUGGAGCAUGAAAUAUAGUAACUGGUUGAAAUCUAUAAUAUAAUUGAAAGGAAGAAACGCUAUAAAGUAUUCUGCUAGAAAGCAAGGAAGAUGUGACAUGUUUGCCUGACUGAGAUAGGUAUUAGUUGAACUCAUUGGAUUCAAUAGUCAUGAGUUGAUAGGUAACAAGUGGCAUAUUCUAGAUCAAGGAAUGUACCUAGAAUGUAUUCUGAUUGAUGUAUUCAUUUUUUUUGACGAAAUGGUUUCUUUUUUGGUGAUGAUUCAUUCAAAAUAAUUUUGUUGAUGUAUUUGUAGUUUAUUUCUAGACUUUUAUUCCGCUUUGUGACUGGAAAAUUUUGUACUUUGCGACAUUUUGCGAUAAACAUGUAUGUUAUAUGUCUUUAACUCCUGAAUGCUUUCAUUUUCUACUUCUUCUUCUUCUUCUUUUUCUUCUUUUUCUUCAUCAUCAUCAUCAUCAUCAUCGUCA
Messenger RNA from Strongylocentrotus purpuratus (purple sea urchin), 2217 nucleotides. RefSeq names its product ras-related C3 botulinum toxin substrate 1. Gene Ontology annotation, molecular function: GTP binding; protein kinase binding; GTPase activity. The transcript is spliced from 6 exons. Gene Ontology annotation, biological process: motor neuron axon guidance; cortical cytoskeleton organization; regulation of cell shape. The record is from RefSeq and is a predicted model, not a curated record. Gene Ontology annotation, cellular component: cell projection; cytoskeleton; plasma membrane. Bases 181 to 762 code for a protein of 193 amino acids. NCBI's taxonomy places the organism in Eukaryota, Metazoa, Echinodermata, Echinoidea, Camarodonta, Strongylocentrotidae.